This is a messenger RNA of Procambarus clarkii (red swamp crayfish), 1344 nucleotides long. Lineage: Eukaryota; Metazoa; Arthropoda; Malacostraca; Decapoda; Cambaridae. The record is from RefSeq and is a predicted model, not a curated record.
AUGAUUCGUGACAACCAAUGGCGAGACAGUCCCUCGCGAGGUUAUACUAUCUGGGUCUUGCGAUGUAGCCGAACUACAUGUGUCACAGCUGACCAGCCCACACCUGUGAGGCAGCUCAGUGUCACACCUGACCAGCCCACACCUGUGAAGCAGCUCAGUGUCACAGCUGACCAGCCCACACCUGUGAGGCAGCUCAGUGUCACAGCUGACCAGCCCACACCUGUGAGGCAGUUCAGUGUCACAGCUGACCAGCCCACACCUGUGAAUCAGCUCAGUGUCACAGCUGACCAGCCCACACCUGUGAGGCAGUUCAGUGUCACAGCUGACCAGCCCACACCUGUGAAGCAGCUCAGUGUCACAGCUGACCAGCCCACACCUGUGAGGCAGCUCAGUGUCACAGCUGACCAGCCCACACCUGUGAGGCAGUUCAGUGUCACAGCUGACCAGCCCACACCUGUGAGGCAGCUCAGUGUCACAGCUGACCAGCCCACACCUGUAAGGCAGCUCAGUGUCACAGCUGACCAGCCCACACCUGUGAGGCAGCUCAGUGUCACAGCUGACCAGCCCACACCUGUGAGGCAGCUCAGUGUCACAGCUGACCAGCCCACACCUGUGAGGCAGCUCAGUGUCACAGCUGACCAGCCCACACCUGUGAGGCAGCUCAGUGUCACAGCUGACCAGCCCACACCUGUGAGGCAGCUCAGUGUCACAGCUGACCAGCCCACACCUGUGAGGCAGUUCAGUGUCACAGCUGACCAGCCCACACCUGUGAGGCAGCUCAGUGUCACAGCUGACCAGCCCACACCUGUAAGGCAGCUCAGUGUCACAGCUGACCAGCCCACACCUGUGAGGCAGCUCAGUGUCACAGCUGACCAGCCCACACCUGUGAGGCAGCUCAGUGUCACAGCUGACCAGCCCACACCUGUGAGGCAGCUCCGUGUCACAGCUGACCAGCCCACACCUGUGAGGCAGCUCAGUGUCACAGCUGACCAGCCCACACCUGUGAAGCAGCUCAGUGUCACACCUGACCAGCCCACACCUGCGAGACAGCUCAGUGUCACAGCUGACCAGCCCACACCUGUGAAGCAGCUCAGUGUCACACCUGACCAGCCCACACCUGUGAAGCAGCCCAGUGUCACAGCUGACCAGCCCACACCUGUGAGGCAGCUCAGUGUCACACCUGACCAGCCCACACCUGUGAAGCAGCUCAGUGUCACAGCUGACCAGCCCACACCUGUGAGGCAGCUCAGUGUCACACCUGACCAGCCCACACCUGUGAGGCAGCUCAGUGUCACAGCUGACCAGCCCACACCUGUGAGGCAGCUCAGUGUCACAGCCCGCUGA